Molecule: messenger RNA, 195 nt
Organism: Penicillium verhagenii
Lineage: Eukaryota; Fungi; Ascomycota; Eurotiomycetes; Eurotiales; Aspergillaceae
Product: dolichyl-diphosphooligosaccharide--protein glycosyltransferase subunit 4
Exons: 1
Coding region: 1-195 (64 amino acids)
Cellular component (GO): oligosaccharyltransferase complex
Source: RefSeq, a predicted model, not a curated record
AUGAUCUCCGACAACGACCUCUACCGCCUUGCCAUCUUCCUGGGCUCGUGCGCUAUGAUGAUGAUCGUUCUCUAUCACUUCCUCGAUGUCAAUGCUCGCGAUGACGAAGAGACUCCCGUCGCCAAGCCAGUCAAGAACAUCGAAACCACCGUGCCAUCAGACAAGGCCAGCGGAUCCACAACUCCAUCCAAAUGA